Molecule: messenger RNA, 2393 nt
Organism: Cyprinodon tularosa
Lineage: Eukaryota; Metazoa; Chordata; Actinopteri; Cyprinodontiformes; Cyprinodontidae
Gene: grk1a
Product: G protein-coupled receptor kinase 1 a
Exons: 7
Coding region: 174-1865 (563 amino acids)
Biological process (GO): regulation of opsin-mediated signaling pathway; visual perception; signal transduction
Cellular component (GO): cytoplasm
Molecular function (GO): ATP binding; rhodopsin kinase activity
Source: RefSeq, a predicted model, not a curated record
GUGUGGGGACCAGAAGGACCUGUGAGCUUCAGUCAUCAGCUCACUGAGUUCACUGUGACAGUCUGCAGCCAUCUGAAUCCCUGAAAGACGAAGAAGUCGUCUACCUGUUGGUACUUUCAGUGUGUUUCUUGUAUAUAUUCAGCUUCUUUUAUACAGAUUUCCUCUGCAUCUCCAUGGAUAUCGGGGGUCUGACAACAGUGGUGGCCAACUCUGCUUACAUCUCUGCCCGUGGGAGCUUUGAUGGCACUGCCAACCCAGCUGUCAACCGGGACAAGAAGUACCGAUCCCGUCUAAAGCUGCCUCACAUUACAGUCUGUGAAGGUCUGCGUGAAACCUUAGAUCUCGGCUUCAACACAGUCUGUGUGGAGCAGCCCAUUGGCAAACGCCUUUUCCAGGAGUUCUUGGAGGCCAACAAUGAGUACAAAGGUCCCUGCCGUCUAUGGAAGGACAUUGAAGACUACAACAUGGCUGAGGAUGAGGACAGAGCCAACAAAGCAAGCAAGAUCUUGUCUCGGUACAUGGAGCCUAAUGCUAAGUAUAACUGCCCCUUUCUGCCGGAAAAUGGGAUCACAAAGGUGAAAGAGAAACACCAAGAGGCUGGUGAUGAACUUUUCAAUGAGACUAUGGACAGUGUGAUGGACUUCCUGAAAGAAGUGCCCUACACUUUUUUUCUGGAGAGUAUGUAUCUGAAGAGGUUCCUGCAGUGGAAGUGGCUGGAGAUGCAGCCAGUAGGAGACGACUGGUUUCUGGAUUUUCGUGUUUUGGGUAAAGGUGGUUUCGGGGAGGUUUCUGCCUGUCAGAUGAAAGGCACAGGGAAACUGUAUGCAUGCAAAAAGCUCAACAAGAAGAGACUAAAGAAGAGGAAAGGUUAUGAGGGGGCCAUGGUGGAGAAAAGGAUCCUGGCUCGAGUUCACAGCAGAUUCAUUGUCUCUCUAGCUUAUGCCUUCCAGACCAAAGUUGAGUUAUGUCUGGUUAUGACCAUCAUGAACGGGGGAGAUCUAAGGUAUCACAUCUACAAUGUGGAUGAGAACAACCCAGGCUUUGAUGAGCCACGUGCCUGUUACUAUGCUGCACAGAUUAUCCAGGGCAUGGAGCACCUCCACCAGAAGAGGAUCAUCUAUAGAGACCUGAAGCCAGAGAAUGUACUGCUGGACAAUGAGGGUAAUGUGCGAAUCUCUGAUCUUGGUCUGGCUGUGGAGCUGGCUGAUGAUCAGUUCAAAAUCAAAGGCUACGCUGGAACUCCAGGUUUCAUGGCUCCUGAACUUCUGAAAGGAGAAGAGUAUGACUACUCUGUGGAUUAUUUUACACUAGGGGUCACCCUCUAUGAGUUCAUAGCAGCCAAGGGGCCCUUCAGGAGUCGUGGAGAAAAGGUGGAGAACAAGGUGGUGAAGAAACGGAUUCUGGACGAUCCUGUAACCUAUCCAGAGAAGUUCAGCGAGAACGCCCGCUCCCUCUGUGAGGGGCUGCUGUGCAAAGAGGUUGACAAGAGGCUUAGUUUCAAGGACGGGUCAUGUGAUGAGCUGAGGGCUCAUCCCUUCUUCCAGGACAUCAACUGGAGGAAACUGAACGCAGGAAUCCUGACUCCCCCUUUUGUACCAGACUCCAAGACGGUGUAUGCCAAGGACCUGGAUAACGUGGGCGCCUUCUCCACGGUAAAAGGCGUGGCUCUGGAAGACGUAGACAAUGAGUUCUUUGAUGAGUUUGCCACGGGGAACAUCCCCAUCCCCUGGCAGGAGGAGAUGAUAGAGACAGGGAUCUAUGGAGAGCUCAACGUGUGGGGCCCCGGUGGUACCCUGCCCAACGACCUGCGGCGGGAGUCCAUCCUGGAGCAGCCGCCCAAGUCCUCCACCUGCACGGUGUCCUGAAUGCUCAAGAUAGCCGCAAAGAUACCCUUUAUAAAUAAUGUUAAUUGUCAUGACGAGCGCUUUAUGCAAUAUUCUGUUUUAUUUUAAGCUGUUUAUGUAAGAAUGUUUAUAGGAUUAUUGUACUUUUAAUAAUCUUUUGAUGUAGGAAUUUCUCAACAGUUCAGGUAUUUAAUAUGUCAUCAUCCUACUAUAGAAACUUUAUUUAAACUUGUUCCUGCAAAACUUGUUUCUUUGCGACACUGUCACAACAAUCAGCUAGGAAUGAAAAAUUUGAAUUUUUUUUUUUUUUUUUCUCCACGACAGAAAUGAAAAACAGAGCAUUUAUAUUUCCUACUUUAGUUUUUUGUCUGCUGAGCUAAGCUGUUUCUUUAAGCAUUAAUAGAGACUGCAUGUACUACUCUUAUUUUCUGUUAUUAGUUUCCAUCAUCUGUCUUAAUAUGCUUCCUCCAUGUGUAAUAAUAGUUUCAUAUGUUUAAUGUUUUUUACUGCUGUCUCUAAAUUCAAAUAAAUUCAUCACUUUGGAUUUAA